AUGUGUGGUACCAACACUACUCCCUUCCGGGUCAUUAUUGGUUGCGAGACUGCCAAUGUCCCAUGCAAGGAGAUCCUGAAAGCGCAGCUCGAAGAUGAUCCCCUUCUCAUCGAUAUCGGCGCCGAUGUUUAUUCCACGAUCGCCACCACCGCUGCACAGAUGCUGAAGGAUAGUAAGGCCGACCGGGUUCUCCUCAUCGGUUUUGCGGAGCUCCGCGGAUAUGCUAACACUACAAACAUGCCUAGAACCUGA
Penicillium odoratum is the source of this 252-nucleotide messenger RNA. RefSeq names its product Ribose/galactose isomerase. The transcript has 2 exons. The record is from RefSeq and is a predicted model, not a curated record. Bases 1 to 252 code for a protein of 83 amino acids. NCBI's taxonomy places the organism in Eukaryota, Fungi, Ascomycota, Eurotiomycetes, Eurotiales, Aspergillaceae. Gene Ontology annotation, molecular function: isomerase activity. Gene Ontology annotation, biological process: carbohydrate metabolic process.